UCCAGAUAUCAUUGUUGUGUAUGACAGGCCAAGAAGAAGAAAAUGCUCCUUAUCUGGGAACCCAUCUUUCCGCUUCUCUUGUGCAUCCUUGUUCUCUUCUUCUUCACCUUCUUCUCCACUCCACUCACGAGAGAAAGGCAUCGCUCAGCACGUCUUUCUCUCGCUCGCUCGCUCAACCCUUCCCCCUUUUUGGCACCGGUAUAGGUGAGUUGGUGGCUUGCUCUGGCGCAUGGCAUCGGAUGAAGACGGGGGUUGUGUGUGUGGUGGGUGAGGGGUCUUCCAGAUCGAGGCGACGCGCUAGUAGUGAGGCUAGGUACUUGCGCGUUUCUAUUCUCAAUUCCGGUUGUGGAGCUGUUGUUGGACGGAAGUGCUACACAACCACACACGCCGGGGCGAUGCCGGCUCAGAGGUCGGGCGAGUACCGGGUCCGGGUCACGCGCGCACCGCGCCUCCCUUGGUCUUCCCCAUCUUUUUCCAUUCCCGGAUCAUGGCCAAAGCAUGAAUGGGUCGAUCUUCGCCGGAUGGAAAAGUGUCCGUUCAGAGGCCCCUCGUUUGGAUUCUUGGCCGGCGAGAUCAUUUUCACGGCUGAACUCCACCAAGUCAUCAAGUUGUCUUGGGGGGGAGCCAGGAAAAGGACAACGGAUUGUG
Molecule: messenger RNA, 648 nt
Organism: Acaromyces ingoldii
Lineage: Eukaryota; Fungi; Basidiomycota; Exobasidiomycetes; Exobasidiales; Cryptobasidiaceae
Exons: 1
Coding region: 43-204 (53 amino acids)
Source: RefSeq, a predicted model, not a curated record